CUUGCUUUAAACCGCCUUAAUGCCAGUGUACCAGUUGACAUUUCAACCAUAUCGUUUAACGUUCGACCUCCACGGAUCGUAAGACUUGAUAACAUAGUGCUAUGGCAAGACAGCUUGAACUUGCACAGAAAACUUUCUUGUGCGAUUGACGACAUUCUUGUUUUCGAGUUAGGAUGCUCGGAGGACGAACCAAGCGGCGGCUGUGAUAUAGAAUGGUGGCAGGCUCACAAGGAGAUUGAACCAGGUCAGUGCUUUACCGCUCUAUGA
Messenger RNA from Suillus fuscotomentosus, 267 nucleotides. RefSeq lists its product as uncharacterized. NCBI's taxonomy places the organism in Eukaryota, Fungi, Basidiomycota, Agaricomycetes, Boletales, Suillaceae. The annotation marks the transcript as partial. The record is from RefSeq and is a predicted model, not a curated record. The transcript has a single exon.